Adineta ricciae is the source of this 1710-nucleotide messenger RNA. The record is from the annotation of a GenBank genome assembly. Lineage: Eukaryota; Metazoa; Rotifera; Eurotatoria; Adinetida; Adinetidae.
AUGGCAACAGCAGAAAAUAUUUUUGGCGACGUUGAAGAUGAUGAUGACACAAACGAUUCCCGUUAUUUUGAUAUUCCUUAUGCUGACACUGAAGAUAAAUCGUAUUUCUCAUCAAUUCUCAAUUCACCUUUGUUAAUAAUCGAAGAAACUAUCAAACCAUUCGAACAUCUAGUUGAUGACGUUGCUACUAAACUCUACCUAAUUAAACAACAAUUAAUCGUCAAUGAUCUCUAUGAAUUAACCUUAGAUGAAUUAUCCGCGAUUCACUUAUACAUUUGGGAACGAUCACCAUUCACAACAAGCAUUUCUUAUCUUAUUAAUGAAACAAUUCGCCGUGGAUUUACCGACGAAUUUCGCACGUGGACUCCAUAUUUAAACUUAUUAUUCACAUCUCUGAAUAAACUAUUGCCAAUAGAACCUCAUUCGAUCGUAUACAGCGGUGUUCGUUCAUGUAAUUUAUCUUCUCAAUACAAAGAUAAUGAAAUCUAUACAUGGUGGACAUUCACUACUUGUUUACGAUCGAUCGAUCAAAUAAAACUACCUCACUACUUAGGCAAAUCUGGUCUACGUACUUUAUUCAAGAUCGAAUGUUACAGCGGAAAACAAGUUCCAUUCUCUGAUGAAGAUGAAGUAAUAUUAAUGCCGGGUUUUCAUUUUCAAGUGAUCGGACAACUUCCUCUGUUAGAUGAUUUAACUACGAUCUUCAUCCGAGAGAUUCCACCAUCUUCAAAUGAAAUUUUUCAACCUAUAUCAUCGAAUAUGACGCAAAGUGAAUCGAGAGAACAAGUUUUGUCAUCAGUGAAGAAAAUCAAAUCACGAAAAACUUUUAAACAUGCCGCCAAUCGAAUUAGAAAAAUGUCGAAAGCAAUACAUUUCUGUUCGAAUCAUAUUCUUGAUUUGUCCGGAAGAAAAUGCUCGAUGGAUUUCUUCAAAUUUAAUUUAAACGAACGUUUGACCGAAGAUGUAACAAUUCUGAAUUUAUCGAAAACGAGUUUAACAAAAGAAAAAAUCAAAAUCAUUGCUCAAGUUUUACAAGCAAAUUCCACUCUUAUCGAACUCAAUUUAAGUUACAAUUCAAUUGGAAACUUCGGUUGUUCACUUCUUACUCAUCCAUUACAGAAAAAUCGCAAGUUAAUCACCUUAAACUUAUACAAUACCAAACUCUCUUCAGAUGCUGCACAAGACUUAUCGAAAAUCUUAAUGUUUAAUCAUCAUUUACAAUCACUACAUUUGGGUGUCAACGCACUGAGUAAUUUAGGAAUGAAAUAUCUACUCAACGAUCAAAUUCAACUACAAUAUUUGAAUAUAUGUUGCAAUCGAAUUAAUCAACAUGGUUGUAUUCAUUUAGCACAAUUCUUAGAACACAACCGAACAUUGAAGCAAUUGGAUAUAGGAGGAAAUCCAAUUGAAGAUAACGGAAUGAAAAUAAUCUUCAAUGGUCUAAUUAAUAACGAAACAUUGAUUGAUUUACGAAUGUGGCAUUGUCAAAUAACUGAUUUUCAAAUAAUAUACAAUUUAUUCGAGACACAUUCAACAUUGAAACAAUUGGAUUUCGAAGGAAAUCAAAUAACUGAUGUGCAUACUCAAUUAUUAAUAUCAUUCUUAGAGAAUAACAAAACGUUAGAGAGAAUCAAUUUGUCUCACAAUAGAAUAUCAGACAAAGUCAAAGAAACACUUCAAUUGACAAACAAUAUUUCACUAGUAAUUUGA